CGACACCUCUUGUUGGUGGAAGUGACGCGCAGGCGUGCGGAGCUGUCAUCCGUUUUCAAUCCUAGCUUCUCCUCUCUGUCCUGUGCUCGGACUUGGGCACCGGUUCCGACCCGGCUCCGGACUGGUUCGGCUUGCCUUUGGGUAUUCCCUCCCCACUCCCUCCCUGCUGUGCGGCGCUGACUGACACACAAGCACACACACACACACGCCACCCCUCUCAUUCGAGGAAAGAAAAUGUCCACCACCGGCGGCGGAGAGUUCGGUAACCCCCUGCGGAAAUUCAAGCUUGUUUUCCUAGGCGAGCAAAGCGUGGGGAAGACCUCGCUCAUCACCAGGUUCAUGUACGACAGCUUUGACAACACCUACCAGGCAACCAUUGGAAUAGAUUUCCUGUCGAAGACCAUGUAUUUAGAGGAUCGUACGGUUCGGCUGCAGCUGUGGGACACAGCCGGGCAGGAGCGUUUCCGCAGCCUCAUUCCCAGCUACAUCCGCGACUCCACCAUCGCUGUCGUGGUGUAUGACAUCACCAACCUCAACUCCUUCCAGCAAACCUCAAAGUGGAUCGAUGACGUCAGAACGGAGAGAGGAAGUGAUGUCAUCAUCAUGCUGGUGGGGAACAAAACGGACCUGGCCGAUAAGAGCAGGCAGAUCACCACAGAAGAGGGCGAGCAGAGAGCUAAGGAACUGAACGUCAUGUUCAUUGAGACCAGCGCAAAGACUGGCUACAAUGUCAAACAGUUGUUCCGCCGCGUGGCUGCAGCGCUGCCAGGGAUGGACAGCACGCCUGAGAAGAGUAAAGAGGACAUGAUCGACAUCAAGCUGGAGAAGCCGCCGGAACAGCCCGUCACCGAGAGCAGCUGCUCCUGCUAGUGCCGCCCCCCUCCCGCCCUCCUCUCCCAACAGCUCGACUCUCAUUGGCCACUCGCACCGACCGCGUCACCACGCCAUUGGCUAGAGAACCUGUUUCCUCGUCGACUCAGUGACUUUCGGAGUAACCGUGUGGAUGUGCUAACUACUCUGUAUUUAAGCAAAACGAGACAAAAAAAAAAGUUUAAAAGUGUAAACUAAUUAAAACACAGGAUAAGUUAAAUGCCGAUACGUUCAAAUCUCAUCUAUUCUGACUGCAUGGCGUGUGUAGGAUUGCAGACUGAGAUAGCUUCUCCCUCCACUCUUUUGAGUUCUUGCACUUUUUCUGGAGCAAAUUUGGUGCCGUUUCCACUCUUGUCAUUGGUGAAUAAUGGUUAAAAAAAGUGUUAAAAAUUAUAUAAAUAUAUUGUAUUGUGAAUGUUGAAAUGUGAAGAAGGCCACUUCUGUGCAGCUGAAAGAAGUAACUUUGUUUUAUUUCGCCCGUUGCUUCAGUGUCUUGGUUUUGCUUUGAAACGCGACAGCUGUUCCAUCGUGGUACCCAGACCUGGUGGUCAUGCUGAAUAGGCUGGGCAGGAUGUGAAGAGGGAGAGUUCUCAAUAGCCCUUUCCGACAGUGAGCAUGAAAUUACUUCAAUACAUUCAUAGUUGAUUUUUACUUUUUCAAAGCAGAAUCCUGUCCCAGAGCCAGUUAUAAAGUAAUUUGAGAUCCCUGGUCACCGAUGGGUCACACUGUCAUUUCCAGCAAGAGGUGUUGUUCCUCAAUUCUAAAUCCUGUGAUUUUUUUUUUAAUAGGUGCCGUAACAGCGGUAUUGUCCGUCCAUGCCACCCAGUCCAAUCUUGCCAUCUUCAGAGAACAUAUUCCUCCCUGCUUUAUCACACGAGUGAAAAUCAAAUGCUGUCUUUUAACAUCCAAACAGAGCUCAACUCGACAAACCUUAGUUUAAGCCAGGAAACUAUUCACACUUGAUAACGGAGGGCAUUUUCAAGUGAGGGUGUGCUAGCUAUUGAACAGGAAGAACUAAGGCGGCAAGAGAGAGAGAUGGACCUUGUAUAUAUUCUGUAGAAGGCCCGUUUACCCAGCAUGCCACAUUGUUGUACAUAUGAAAUGACCCACCACGGCGCUGUUUUCACCCGACAGUCUGCUGUACCGUGCUGCAGUACGGUGCUUGCUUAGAAUGGAGGUUCCCCCGUUUACUCAGAUGGGGCCGCGGUCAGUCCCCGCGUCUCCAACCGGUAGCGGAGGAGGUUUUCCGAACGAGCCCUUACAGCUCGGAUGAGGGAGAACUCGGCGGGUGAUGGGAAGUGAACGGGGAAACUGCGGAGCUGUAGCUGUUGCCUUAUGCCGUGCAAUCCUAGUCUGGUCAAGGUCCCGGCCCGCGAGGGGCUGGUCUGAGCCAGUCUUGUGAGUGGCCAGUAGACCCGGCUGCUUGCCGGCCUGCUCCUGUGGAAAUGCAGUGCAAGUGAAGUGUGUUCGUUGCCCUCUGCCCUCUGGCCCCUGUCUGAGUUGCUUGCUUUUGUCCUUUCUUAUGAUUCGUAAAUAUUGAAAUCUUUUUCGCUGGACUAUACUUGCAACAAAAGGAAGCCAGUUGUUUAGUUUUGAAUUUUGUACCUUAAAACACAGGGGGGCUCCAAACCCCCCCAUCUCACCGCAGUCGUAUUCGAACCCAGGCCUGUCUCUGUGUCUCUGCAGUAGUGUGUCUGUGUCAGUCUGCACUGGGCUGGAAAGACACUCUCCCCACAGGAUCAACACUAACCCCACCUUCCCUGCCCACUGGGCCUAUUCACUGUAGUUUGUCUGACAAUGUUUAAGAAGAUUUAAAAAAAUGUAGAUAUUAAUUUGACUAUCCUGUUUGAAAGAACCCUCUUUAUCUGAACUGGUCACUUUUAAGUAAUUUGUCACUGACUGAAUAUUCAGCUCUGUGCUAUCUGGAGUGUGUCUGUCCAUUUUAAACCUGCUGUCCACUAGUCUUUAGCGAAGUUUGUGUGAAUAAUGUACUAUCUGCUGUAAAAACAAAUAAAAAAAAACACCGAAGUGUAUCACGGAGAAAUAAAGUUAAGAGGUUUCACCAAAAA
Messenger RNA from Lepisosteus oculatus (spotted gar), 2939 nucleotides. It is a transcript of the gene rab41, whose product is annotated as RAB41, member RAS oncogene family. Gene Ontology annotation, molecular function: GTP binding; GTPase activity. Gene Ontology annotation, biological process: vesicle-mediated transport. NCBI's taxonomy places the organism in Eukaryota, Metazoa, Chordata, Actinopteri, Semionotiformes, Lepisosteidae. The record is from RefSeq and is a predicted model, not a curated record.